Porites evermanni is the source of this 1841-nucleotide messenger RNA. The record is from the annotation of a GenBank genome assembly. Lineage: Eukaryota; Metazoa; Cnidaria; Anthozoa; Scleractinia; Poritidae.
AUGAAAGGUGUUCUUUCAACAGCUGUCCUCCUUCUAGCGAUUUCUCCGUUUGCACUUGCACAAAGUGACCUUGAACGCGCAAAAGAAGUGUUCAAAGGGCUACGAGAUGAGUUAACAAUCGUUAACAAGAUAAGCGACAUUCUGUUCCUGCUCGAUACCUCUGGUAGUUUGAGCUCCUCUGACUUUGACACUGAAAAGGAAUUCGUCAUAAACUUUCUGAGCACUAUAACUGUCAGCUUCGAAGAAGCUAGAGUAGCGGUCAUACCUUUUGGUAGUACAGCAAGCCUGUAUAUAGACGGAGUCUCCAAUCCCUCUUUGGACAAGGACAAGUGUGAUCUCGUUCAAAAGCUAAAAAAGAUGCCAAUAUACAUCAAUGGCUUCUAUACGAGUACCAAAAGUGCCUUUCAGCUCGCUUACGAUGUCUGUCUUGGAAAAUAUAGCGGCCAAAAAAGAGGCCCAUUGAAUGAAGUGAGGACGGUGGUUAUUCUUGUCACAGACGGAUGGUGGAAUUGGCCUUUUCAUGACCCCAACCCCACUCCCAUUGCCCAGAGGCUGCUUGCAGCAAAUGUAGAGGUCUUUGCAAUUGGUGUCGGAUCCAUAAAUCUGCCAGCGCUUCAAAAGUUGGUUAAAGAUCGAGAAAAACAAGCAUUUCAUUUGAGAAACUUUGCGGACUUAAAUAACCUGUCGCUCUACGUUAGAGGAGGUAAGUGAACAAAAAGUUUUAAUCAUAUUCAGACUGGGUGUCUUUUGAGGUCCCCCAAAUGUUUCAAAUUGAAUAACUUCAAAAUAGUUAAAGCUAUGACUUUUCCCAAAUGUUGUCAGGUAAAAUUUAAUUUACUAGUCGUUACGUGUACUUCAACAUUGAGGCAGCCAAUGCAUCCGAGCUUCGACAACCAUAUUUGCCUUUUUUUAUGUCAAAACGUCUUAUUUCAAUUAUACAUUUCAUUUAAUUCAGUUUAGUAUUAUUUUAUGUAAUUUUUUUUAUUUAAUUUCUUUCUUUUUCUUUUAAUUAUUCACCGCAGGCUCAGUUAAUAUUAGCUUCGCCUUCGGCGAAUAAUUGUUAAUUGUGAUCCAAAUUUUUCAGUGUCUAAUUGUAGAAAAAAUAUGAAUCUAAACGACCGAAAUGGCAGAUAUUUGUCUCAAUUUUCAACACUGUUCAUUUCAAUUGAGAAUUUCAUUAUUGGAUUAUUUUUUGCCUGUUAAGGAUCCAUUUAUACAAAAAUCAAAUUUUCUCUUUUAAUUCUAUUUGACUACCUCAAUUCUCAGAUGUAAACCGCCAACACUCGACUGGGUUAAAUAUUACUUGUGGCGUUCCUUAGGAGUCAGGGCUAGUCCCUACAUUGUUAACCAUGAACAAGAAUAUUACCAUGGUACCAUUUACACAAUCCAUCUGGGUUGAGAUCUUGUGCAUAUACAUAAAACUGUAAACUUUGACGCGAAGGGGAGAACGACUCGCUUCAAGGUGUAUCCAUAUCAGCUAAAAAAGGCCAAAAAGAGUGGAAAAUUUUCAUCUUCUCAAAUCACAGCUCUUAUUUCUGAAGCUUGAUUUUCCAACCGGAAUUUCCGGUUUUCCCAGUUAAACGAUAUAAAGUACCUUUAGUCACCUACGCAACCCUUUUUUGUGUCGUCACGCAAGGCUCCUUCGAAAGGAGCGUUGCGUGACGACAAUGAGUUGGAGACUAGUUAGAUAAGAAGUAUAUUUUGGAUUUUUUUUUCUAGACCCAAAGCAGAACUGGCAUCCUGUAGACUCCCACAAAUGUAACAACAAUUGCCAACAAUUGGAAAAGUGCAUCUGUGACCUUCAAAACUAUGAUUACAAGUGCUUUUGCCUGGAAUGCUAG